Molecule: messenger RNA, 2532 nt
Organism: Exophiala viscosa
Lineage: Eukaryota; Fungi; Ascomycota; Eurotiomycetes; Chaetothyriales; Herpotrichiellaceae
Product: threonyl-tRNA synthetase
Exons: 2
Coding region: 1-2532 (843 amino acids)
Biological process (GO): threonyl-tRNA aminoacylation
Cellular component (GO): cytoplasm
Molecular function (GO): ATP binding; threonine-tRNA ligase activity
Source: RefSeq, a predicted model, not a curated record
AUGAUUUCCGCCCGAUAUUCAUGCGGCUUCAGAAAACACGUGAUUGGCUCAUUACAACACCUCACCCACAACAGCAUAUACCACAAUUCUCUAUCGAUUCCAGCCCGACAUCUUAGCAUGAGCCACCAGAAGAAAGUCAGUCUCAACCCGCAUGACCUUUGGGGGGUGUUAAAAGGAACCAAUAUGAGUCAAAACGGUACAGCAAAUGGCCAGAGUGGCCCUGAGUCAUCCACCCCUGAGGCCAACACAUCAAAAAGACCAGUAAGCGAAUCUUCGAAAAAGAAGAUCCCAAACAGACCAAAAGAAAUGUCUACCAAAGCGGUUCCAGCGGCCAACCAACCGCCGAAGUCACUGCCAGACUUCAUCGUGCAAAGAAAUGAGCUUUUCGACCAACUAAAGAAGGAAUACGACGAGCAGUUGGCCAGCAGAGAAAAGACGCCUAUUCAGAUCAAACUUAUCCCAGGUCCUGGUCUGGAUAUCACCGUUGAAGGCAAAUCAUGGGAAACCACUCCGGGCCAACUGCUAAGAAACGUCCCCAAAGAACGCGCUGGUCAAAUCGUGGUUGCCAAAGUCGAUGGGCAAGUCUGGGACCUUGACCGCCCACUCACUCAAGAUAGCAAGGUCUCCUAUCUCACCUUUGACGACUCAGAAGGUCGAGACGUCUUCUGGCAUUCUUCAGCACACGUCCUCGGUGAGUGUGCUGAGCACGAGUACGGCUGCCGCCUGUCCCAUGGUCCUCCCACCGCAAUGGGCUUCUUCUACGACAUGGCUCUUGAGCCAGGCCAAGCCGUACGCGAAGCAGACUGGCCGUCGAUCGAGAACCGCGCCAAGAAAUACUUCAAGGACAAGCAACCUUUCGAGCGCCUCGAAGUGUCCAAAGACAACCUCCGCAAGUUGUUCGGCUACAGCAAGUACAAAAUGCACUACAUCGAGAAAUUCGUACCGGACGGCGAGUCCUCCACGGUCUACCGCAACGGCAGCCUCGUCGACUUGUGUCAGGGUCCGCACAUCCAAAACACCCGCAAGAUCGAAUCGUUCAAGAUCAUGAAGAACAGCUCUGCCUACUUCCUAGGCGACCAGAACAACGACUCCCUCCAGCGUAUCCACGGCGUUGCUUUCCCCACGAAACAACAGCUCAAAGACUGGGAGCACUUCCUCGAGGAGGCCAAGAAGCGCGAUCACCAAGUCAUCGGUCAGCAGCAAAGACUCUUCAUGUUCAGCAAAUUGUCCCCCGGCUCACCCUUCCUUUUGCCCCACGGCACCCGCAUCUUCAACGCCCUCCAACAAAUGCUGCGCGAGCAGUACUGGGACCGCGGAUACCAAGAAGUCCAAACCCCCAACAUGUACGAUGUCGACCUCUGGAAGACCUCAGGCCACUGGCAGCACUACCAAGACGACAUGUUCCGCGUACAAGUCAAGGACGAUUCAGCAGACCCCAUGCCGCUAAGCGACCAAAAGGCCGAUGGCAAGCCUAUCGCCGAGAUCAAGGACAAGGACAAGGGCGUUUUUGCGCUCAAACCCAUGAACUGCCCUGGACACUGCAUUAUGUUCCGCGACGAAGAGCGCUCAUACCGUGAGUUGCCAUGGCGAGUUGCUGAUUUCGGUGUGCUACACCGCAACGAAGCAUCCGGCGCACUGUCCGGCCUCACUCGUGUGCGCAAAUUUCAACAAGACGACACCCACAUCUUCUGCACGAACGAGCAAGUCCAAGCCGAAAUCGAGGGCUUGUUCGACUUCAUGGAACACGUGUACGGUCUGUUUGGGUUUCCCUUCAAAUUCAAACUCUCCACCCGCCCCGAAGGAUACAUGGGCACGCUGGAGGAGUGGGACUCGGCCGAGGACCGCCUCAAGCAAGCGCUCACAAACUUCAGAGGUGAUAACUGGGAGAUGAACGAGGGCGACGGCGCCUUCUAUGGCCCCAAGAUCGACAUCACCAUUUCCGACGCCCUAAUGCGCGAGUACCAAUGCGCCACUAUCCAACUGGACUUCCAGGGCCCGCAGAACUUUAAGCUCGAGUAUCGUACCGGCGAGAGCGGUGAGGCCGUGGCCCAGCAUACCACCGGACGUGAUGCGAAGGGUUUGGCGCCAGGUAUGGCUCGCCCCGUGAUGAUCCAUCGCGCGAUCAUUGGGUCUUUUGAGCGCUUCAUCGCGAUUUUGUGCGAGCAUUUCGCUGGGAAAUGGCCGUUCUGGCUGUCUCCGCGCCAAGUCUUGGUCAUUCCCGUCAUGAAGAGCGCCGAGGACUACGUGCGUGAGAUCCAGGGUAUUUUCCACAAGGCGAGGAUGUAUGUCGACAUCGAUGUCAGUGGAAACACUCUGCAGAAGAAGAUUCGGUCGGGACAGUUGGCGCAGUAUAACUUCAUUUUUGUGGUCGGCGCCAAGGAACAAGAAACUCGCACCGUCAACAUCCGCAACCGUGAUGACCCGGCGACACAGAAGAUGGGCGAGCUGAUCCCCCUGCAAAAGGCAUUGGAGCGACUUGGGGAACUUCGCGAUCAAAGAAGACUCGAGAACAAGAUUGACAUGUCCGAAUAA